AUGGAGGCAAAACAUUUGAUUCAAUCCACCAUCAGAGCGCUCAUGUUCCUGGCAGGGGUCCUGGGAAACAACUGGCUGGCUAUACGCUCCCUGCCAGGGCAGAAAUCUGGCAUCCACACCAACGAGGCCCUUUUCAUCAACCUGGCUGUCUCCAACCUCAUCACCAACUACCUGGUGGACCUGCCCGACACUGUGGCAGAUUUCGCCGGACGCUGGUUCCUGGGGGAAGCCUUUUGUGGCGUGUUGCGUUUUUGUUCUGACCUCUCCGAGACCAGCAGCAUCUACACGACCUUUUUCAUCAGUGCUUUCUGGCACCAGAAGCUCGUCGGCUCCCUGAAACGGGGAGGCGCACCCGUGCGGAUGGACAGCAUGUGCUUGGUGGGCUGUCUGCUGGCUGGGAGCUGGACGGUGGCUGUGGUCUUCAGCAUCCCGCACUUUUAUUUUGCCACAGUGGAAGGGACAAAUGAGACCCAAAAAGACUGUGUGGAUGUCUUCCCUAAUGCAACCGCCAGGCAAACCUAUGAUAUCUUUUAUUUAACCUUGGCUAAUGCUCUCCCUAUUGCUGGGAUUGUAUUUGCCAGUGUCCAGAUUGUCACCACUCUGCUCCAAAGCCAGCGAUGCAUACGGAGCCAUAACUCUUACCCUACCAAGGACGAAAACAAGAGUAGGCCUAUUAAAAUCCAGAAGCAUGACACAUCAUUCGGCACGGUUUCUGCAGGCACCUCAAAAGAUGUCAAAGACUCUGCAUCCCCAACCCUCAUUUACACGGGCGUGCCUGCUUCUCCCUGUCCAAAUGGAGGGCUGUCAGGUCACUGCUCCAACAGGGAAACAAACACAGGCCGCAGAGCUGGAGCUCCACCAAGUCUUUCAAGGCCCAGCCAGAUGCCAGCUAAGCCCAGUCCGAGCUCAAGCUCUCAGGUGAGGGCAGCCAAGAGUGUGGUGGCUGUAGCCAGCGUGUUCCUGGUCUGCUGGCUGACUCAUCUGCUACUGCGCAUUUCCAGCAACAUCCACACCUCGCCAAUAGUGCUGGAGGUGGCCGACUAUAUUGCGGCCUCCUACACCUGCAUCAUCCCCUACUUACUACUGCACGGAGUGAAAAAGCUCUCUUGCUCAUGCAGAAGGUAGACGUGUACGUCACAUCCAGUUUUUACUUCUGGACUCAAUUCGUGUUUAUGGAACCCAUGUCUGGUUUGGGAAGACCUUGUGUCUCUGAUCCUCACUGAACGCUUUCUCUAAUCUCAAUUUCAACAUCCUAAUUUAUCACAGUUAGCCCUUUGAUAAAUAAAAGCAUCUAUUACUGUUAUAGAAAACUGUGGAAGAGAUGGAGAUGAGCACAUGAGCCUCCAUUAGGAGCUAACCUCUCUGAUCAUUCCAAUUUUUUUUUUUUUGUAGUAGGCUACUUUAAAAUAAUAAGUGAUUUGUUUCAUCGAUCUAUUUAUUCUCGAACUAUUCUGAUAAUCAGUUUAGCACAAAUAUAACAUUCCCUGGUUUAACCUUUCCAGCUGUGAUGGAAAAUUGAGGAUUUCUGGUAUAUAUCUUAAGACGUUAAUGCUCCACGAUUAAAACAAUCAUUAGUUCCAGCCCUUUACUACUCAUCACCUUGAACAGUCUUCUGCUUCUGGUGUCUGUUCUCCAAAGCUCUAAGUUUAAAAAAAGGCUGCAGCAGGCCCAUCUCCCCCCUUACACAUACUUUGUGAAGUCCAGGUUAACUCUGAAGCUUUGUUACAUCUUCAGGACGUUUUCAGUGUUGAGACUGAAGACUAAACGUGGCGGGUUUUUACUGUCAGGGCUAUAACACAGCUGUAAUGGCCUGCCCACUGAUCUCAGACAGACAGUCAGUAGGCCUAUCAUCUUUUAAAUAUUGUGUUGAAUUCCAUUCACUGGGAUUACAAAUAGUUGUAAUAUAUUUUGUUGCUUUAUACCUUAUAAUAUCGCUUGUUCAGUCUUUUACCUCUGUGAAACACCUUGUGAGCGUAUUUGUAAAAAGCUGUGUAACAAUAUUUCCAAAGCAAACAAAUGUAAAAGGUUGGAAUAUAAUAAUAUAUUGUUGCUGCUCACGCUGCAGAUUCUAAAAGCACAACUCUAAAUUUCUUCUAGCUACUUGUGCACAAAGAUGCUUAGUCACAAUUGACAUUUUUAUUCAUUUGCUACAUAAAUUUUACUGCAUUUCUUGUUAAAACAGUAUGUGUGAUGGAGUUAUUCUCAAUGACAUUAUAAUGUCACUACUUAGUUUGAUUUGAUGAAAGGGGCGGGACUGUUCACACUGAUUGUAUUAUUAGUUGCCUUCCCACCUGGUAAACAUAAUUUAUGGUAUAAUCUAUUGGCACUUAUGAGUGAACUGACUCACUGCAUCAUUAAGUGAGAAAUUAACCCAGGAUCUGGUGAAAAUAAUGAGUGCAUGGCUAUUACAGAAAGACCUUUAGCAAUUACUGCCCUGUUGGUGAUGACUGCAAGAUACCCUGAGAGCCAGUUUUAAUUAAAGAUAAUUGUGUAAACAAAAACAGUGAUGACAUGUAGUCCAUUAUUGGAUGCCAUCUGCAGUGUCACAUGAUGAACCCA
Molecule: messenger RNA, 2559 nt
Organism: Micropterus salmoides (largemouth bass)
Lineage: Eukaryota; Metazoa; Chordata; Actinopteri; Centrarchiformes; Centrarchidae
Product: rhodopsin
Exons: 1
Coding region: 1-1125 (374 amino acids)
Biological process (GO): G protein-coupled receptor signaling pathway
Cellular component (GO): membrane
Molecular function (GO): G protein-coupled receptor activity; peptide binding
Source: RefSeq, a predicted model, not a curated record